AUGCCUGAUCUGUGUACAUGUUGUAAUACUUAUGUGGCAAACGCAGGGAAGAGAAGCAGCUCAGCGAAGGUAUUCAGUGCAUUGUCAUGGAGCUGGUCCUCAAAGUCUCUUGGCAAAGAUGCUACAACAAGCGGUGCUGUUGAGCCCUGUAGGCCUGGAGCUCACUGCAGCACACUUGAGAAGAUAUAUACAGCUGAGAAGAAACUUUACCAGCUAGUCAGAGUAAGAACUAGCUAA
Thlaspi arvense is the source of this 237-nucleotide messenger RNA. The record is from the annotation of a GenBank genome assembly. NCBI's taxonomy places the organism in Eukaryota, Viridiplantae, Streptophyta, Magnoliopsida, Brassicales, Brassicaceae.